AUAGCAGCGCACCUAGUGUCAAGAAACAAGUACCAAAAUGUUAUGUUAUGUUUACAUGUGUGCGUGUGUACAAAUUAAAAAAGGAAAAAAAAAAUUGUCUAAAUUGUGUAAUUGUUGACAUCGACAAUUAAAUAGUGUUUCGUAAUAUUGUGAUGAAAUUAACAAAUUUUUGAUAAAAUGUAAAAUUAUUCGCUGUCCAGUUUCUUAUAUUUGCAAAUCGAAAUGUAUUUGUAUAUCGAUAUGCGUCAUUCUAACCUAAACAAUGAUAGUGCGAUAUAAUUCUUUGAAUAUAUACUAGACGACAAUUUUAUCGGGUUAAAGUUCAAAAGUAAUUUAUUUUAUCUUUUGUACUUCCUCUUUAAUGUUUGAUAUGAACGAAAUUUCAUUUAAUAUAUUAUGCAGUCUUUGUUUUCAAUUGUCAUUUUCAUCAAGGGCAAUCGUUUUUGAUUUCUAUGAUCAAUUUAGCUGAUUAUUUUCUUUUUUUCAAAAUAUCAUGAUCAAAUAUCAUAAAUUGAUUCUCAGUAAUUACGCAAAGUGUCAAUUUAGCAAUUAUGAUUUCCCUUCUGAGAAAGGUGAAUUCCGCGGCAAACAAGAGAGAUAUUCUUGUUCGGGAAUCGCUUCAACGUCAAUUAAAUACCUGCGUAAUGGAAAUGCAAAGUGCGCCAGGUGUCGUAGAAGGUGUUCCAGUGGCAAAUUGCGAGGAGACAAUGGCACUUUGUUUCAUUUUAGAAGCAAUUUUUCUACAUGGAUUAAAGGACAGUCUUUUAAAUAGAGUGACUGAAGCACUUAAUGGUCCUGAUUUUGAUGCAAUGCCACAGCCAAGUUUUUGGGGACCUUUACUUGUUUUUUCUCAUCGUCAAAUUAUUGAUCAAAUACAAACAUUAACACAAGUUACAACUGAAGUUGGUUAUUGUCGUGCUUGGAUUCGAAUUGCUUUAAAUGAAGGAAUUUUAGCAAGUUAUUUUACUUCAAUUCAUCGAGAUAAUUCUGCCCUAAAGCCUUAUUACAAUAAAGCAGCAUUCAUAAGAGAUUUAGAUCUUGUGGAAAUAACACAGAAAUUAAUCGAAAAUAUGGAUUACGUGAGAUUUGAACUCGCUUGUAAUUCAAGUCUUUUGAAUUUUUGGUCGAGUACACCAUUAUUAAUGGCAGCAAUUUGGUCACCACCAUUAAAAUCGUGUCCAGUUUUUAGUGCAGUCGAUAUUGCAAAAACAAUAAGCAGCGAUAGUAAUGAUACAUUUGAAGAAAUCGAAACGGCAAGUUCCAUUGGAAGUUUAGGUUCUUUUAAUUCAUCAUUAUCGACUAUUAAUAAUAUUGGCUGUCUCUCAGAGGACGAUGCUCUUAAAAUUAUUUUAAAAACUAAACAGAAAGAUAUGCAAAAUUUACAAGAUUUGGCAAUUGGUUCCGAGACAACGGACGAUGAGGUGAAGGAUUUGGAAUUUGAACGAAGAGAAAAAAGAAAAGAGAGACGAGAGAGAAUGAUGAUGGAUCGUAAGAGAGAGGAAAAUUUGAAGGAAAAGCAAAUAGAAAUAAAAGAGAAUAAUGAAAAUAAUUCAUUGGAAAAUUUAGAAACUAAGGAAAAUGGAAUUGAAGAAAAUGAAAAAGAGUCGAAAGAUGAUGAGGAAUCUGAUAAAAAAGAAUCUGAAGCACAAGGAUUAGGUAAUUCUCUUGUAGGAAGAUUAGGUUGGUCAACUUCUUUUGAGGACUGUGCAUCUUCAUUAACUUCAUCUGUGAUAUCACAAAAUUCUGACAAUAGAUAUACACAAGAGGCACCAACUUACGAUGCAUUAAUAAAGAGUUACAAUCCUGCUGGAUAUAGUUUAUCACCAGAUCUUCAGGAACUUAUUAAUACUUAUCCACUUAGUCAACCAAUUCCUGUUGAAUCAAUUGCUCCAAACAAUGAGAGGAUUUCUGUGAGCUUUGAUGAGCAAUUAGAAAAAAUUCCAAGAGAACGUGGUCUUGACGCUCAAAAUUAUAGUUGCUACGAUUGUGGACAUUCAAUUGGAAUGACAUUUUCAACAGCUCAUGUUUGCUUUUUCUUUGGCGAUUAUUAUUGUUCAAAUUGUAUGUCGGAUGAGGAAUUUUUAAUUCCAUCGCGAAUUAUACAUAAUUGGGAUUUAAAGCAUUAUCCCGUUUGUCAAAGAGCAGCGACAUAUUUAACAAAUUCCUCAGCACUAUUGGAUUUAAAGACAAUAAAUCCAAAAAUUUAUUCAGCUGUCGAACCAAUGGCUCAACUUCAAACAUUAAGAAUUCAAUUGAAUUUAUUGCGCGCCUAUUUAUUUACGUGUCGUGAGCCUGUUAUUGAAUCAUUGCAAAAAAAAGUUUUCCCCCGUGAUUAUUUGUAUGAACAUAUUCAUCAAUAUUCUGUAUCUGAUUUAUUGGAUGUUCCAAAUGGUGCGCUGGCGCAACAAUUGCAAAAAAUUAUUGAAUUCGCUAAAAAUCAUGUAAUGGGAUGUUGGCUUUGCAGUCAAAAAGGUUUUAUUUGCGAAGUCUGUAAAAAUCCAAAAGUUAUUUAUCCAUUUGAUUUGGAUUCAACAUAUCGGUGCGGAGCUUGUAAUGCAGUUUUCCAUUCAAGAUGCUUAAAUUCUAGCAAACUUUGUCCAAAAUGUGAACGCAGACGCAAAAGAAUGGAUAUUUCUCAUUUGGAUGUGGGAGAUUCAGAAUUACCUCCGGAAUCAAUAAUCGCACCACUAGUAAAUUAAUAUUAUUAUUUUAUUAUUUAGAUUUUGUAAACAGUAUUACAAAAAAGAGUCUUUAGACAAUUGAUAGAAUUUUGAAACGAAAAAAGUAUCAUUCAAUGUAAAAGACAAACUAUUUUUCUUAAUUUCAGGGAAAAGUUUACUUAUUUUUAACAAUUAUUAAUUACAUAAAAAUUUCUCUUAUUUUUUGAACUAUAAAGUAUACGUCUAUGUAAUAGACUAUAUUUUCUCUAUAAUAUUUAAAAUGAAUUUCUUUUAGAAAAUUUAAAAAAAUAAUUAACUGUUUAAUUUUAAAAAGCCUAUUUUUAUAUAAUUAACUUUGAUUUAAUUGAAAAAUUAUUAACAAUUUGAUUAGAUGCAAAAAAAAGAAACAAAUAAUUUUAGUUCUAAAAACUUGAGUUUUUAACAAAUUAAUAAAUUCUUAAUUUAUUUUUAGAGUGUGGCAAAAUGAACAUUUUUUUUCUUUGAAAAAGUAAAAAAAAAUGUCAAAAGCCUCGUUAGAGUCAUAUCAUAAAUGUAAAUUUAAAAAAAAAAGUACUAAAAAAUUGUGAUAUCAAAAUUAAUUUGAAAACUCAACGAGACUUGAUAACAACGUAUUUCAUCAUUUUAUAAAAUAUUUAUUCUUCAUUUAUGUACAAAAGUUAUAGUAUAAACAAUAAUUGCUUAUUACAAACUGUAACUUAUUCUUCUA
Messenger RNA from Leptopilina boulardi, 3387 nucleotides. It is a transcript of the gene Plekhm1, whose product is annotated as pleckstrin homology domain-containing family M member 1. The record is from RefSeq and is a predicted model, not a curated record. The coding region runs from base 552 to 2699 and encodes 715 amino acids. Lineage: Eukaryota; Metazoa; Arthropoda; Insecta; Hymenoptera; Figitidae. The transcript has 4 exons.